CUAAAGCAGCCGUUCAAUAUAUGAUCUCCUUUGCUUUCCCAUUGGCAAACACGGUCAUCAUCUCCGCGAGGGACUCGACGUUUCUUCGUGCCCCCUCUCUCUUUCUUCGCCUCGGAAGCUCUCCUUCGAAUGGAACCUUCUCCUCUGCUGGCUGAGGAUGCAGUCGUCGGUCGCCCCCCACCGCCAUCCCACGACGGCUGUCGGAACCCUGACGCCGGCUUCUCCGACGGGACCGGCGCCCUGCUUCUGGUCUUGGGAUACCUCCGGCUGCCGGAGCUGUUGGCCUUCCAGAGGGUCUCGCGGUUUUUCAGGGACGCAGUUGCCGGAGACGGCCUGCUGUGGCGGCGCGUCGCCGUUCAGAGUCCGUUGAGCGGGCGGCUCACCGAUGACGCCCUCCUGCGCAUAACGUCGAGGGCUGAAGGAAAGUUGGAAUCUUUGGCUCUGAUGGACUGCUGGAAGAUCACGGACGACGGGCUCAUGCAGGUUGUGGAUCGAAAUCCUGGCAUCGCCAAGCUUCAUGUACCAGGAUGCACAUACUUGACUGCAAAUGGUAUAGUAAGAAUUGUUCAGUGGCUCUAUGAGCACAAGGGCAAUCUGAAAUCUCUCCAGAUUCAUGGUAUCUGCAACAUAACCAAAGACCAUCUUGACAUCCUCAAAUUGUUGUUGUUAGGAAGUAAUCACCAACAGGUUCUACCACCAACUAACGACCGCUACUGGCACUCCUUUACAUUCAUCAAUCAUGAUGACCGCCCAAUAGAUGUUGAUAUUUGCCCCAAGUGCAAGCAUGUAAGGAUGGUGUUUGAUUGUACAAGGGAGAAUUGCAGGUCAAUGAAGUCCCAAUGGACAGAAUGCAGAGGGUGCUUCUUCUGCAUUGCAAGGUGUGAGGACUGUGGAGGUUGUCUCGAUUUUGAUGAACUUGGGGAAGAAACUGUGUGCUCCCAUCUAUUGUGUGUGAAGUGUUGGCUUGAUCUUCCAAAGUGCAAUAUCUGCAACCAACCAUAUUGCAAAGGACAUUCGAAUUUCCUAGAGGGAUCUUCCAAGUUUCUCGGUUUUGUAUGUGAGCAGUGUAUGGAAUCCACGAGCUCAUCAAAUUAUUCUACUUGUGGAUAACUCUGGUGGUAUUCAAUGAAGACUGUUCUCUUGGUCUGUGUUCAAACAGGACGUGGUUUCACCUCGGUUGUGUUUAAGCAGGACCCAGAGGAAGCAAAGCUUGAUGCAAAAUUCCUAAUACAUUAUCUGGUGUAAUCUAACUUGUGGCAACUAUAGGCCGACUGAUUUGAUCAUGGACAUUAUUUAAGAUCAUGUUUUACUAUAGAUUUUCUUAAAGUUUGUCCAACAAACAUCUGGACUAUAUUCUCUUUGCUGCAUAAUGGAAUCUGAAGUCAUGUAACUUUGUCCCUAGCAUAAACUGUCAUCAUAUGGUUUUAAAGAGGCAGACAGUUUCGAUACUUGACCUCUCAUUAGUCUGUGGUUAAUACCUAUUAUUUUAGAUGUUUUAGUUUCUUUGUAGAUGUAUCUUUAAACAUGUAAGAUAUUCAUGGAACUAUCUGGAAAAUUCUAUAUGCGUCUG
This is a messenger RNA of Musa acuminata subsp. malaccensis (wild Malaysian banana), 1570 nucleotides long. Its product is annotated as F-box protein SKIP28. Gene Ontology annotation, molecular function: protein binding. The record is from RefSeq and is a predicted model, not a curated record. NCBI's taxonomy places the organism in Eukaryota, Viridiplantae, Streptophyta, Magnoliopsida, Zingiberales, Musaceae. Gene Ontology annotation, cellular component: cytoplasm.